This is a messenger RNA of Trichosurus vulpecula (common brushtail), 3327 nucleotides long. It is a transcript of the gene CENPQ, whose product is annotated as centromere protein Q. NCBI's taxonomy places the organism in Eukaryota, Metazoa, Chordata, Mammalia, Diprotodontia, Phalangeridae. The record is from RefSeq and is a predicted model, not a curated record. The transcript has 9 exons. The coding region runs from base 113 to 943 and encodes 276 amino acids.
GGCGGUUGCGUAUUGAAUGCGCGUGCGCCACCGGAAAACCAUUGCCUACGGUUUGAAGGGAGGUAUCGGAUUGCCCCCAGAUCUUAAAGCACUAUUUUGUUCCAUAUAAGUCAUGAUGCCUAGAAGAGCAGGGGCAAAGCACACAACAGGAACUGAGUCAAAGCAAGAGAGCAAAUCUCAACAGUGCAAAAAAACUGGAAAAAGGAAGAGUGAUAAUGGAGAUACUGAGGAGUCAGAGAAAGAGGUACAUUCAACCAAACAAAUGAAGAAACAAUCAGAGAAUCCAGGACAACAUUUGCAAGAAACUGGGAAAAAUACAAAUAUGAAAAAGAAAACCCUCAAAAAUAAAGUAACAUGGCAACUUCUCUCAAAAGAUAAAGAAUAUUUUGAGGCUAUGAUGGAUUCUAUGAUACAAUCUGUUUUGAGAGCUGAAGUAAAAGAAAAGGAAAACACUCAAAUUCAUCUUAACUGCUUAAAGGAAAGAUUUCUUCAGUUGUGUGAAACCCAUAAAGUCUCUCUGGGCGAGUGGAACAGUCUAAAGGAAGUGUCAAAUCUCUAUCUGAAGGAAAUGGAAACUCUUGAGGCCAAUGAAGAAGACCUGGAGUUAUUGCAGAAAGAAGCUGAAAAAGAAGUGAAAGCCACAGAAUUAAUAAAUGAGAACAUUCAGAACCUUCAGGAUAAAAUUCGGACUCUUGAGAGUGAAUUGGAGGAGGAAGAGGAAAAGGCUAAACAGGUGCUUCAGAUAGAUGGUUCCAAGGCCCUUUCUCUUCCAGAACUCCCCAAGAAAAGCAUUAAAGCCCCAAUACUUCAUGAGGAAAUUUUGAAGAGGAUUCCAAAUCAGAAAGAUAUUCUAAAGGAUCUGAACGUCAUGAAUAAUUCAGCAGAGAUGAAGAACAUGUUAACUUUCAUAAAAGAAGCCUAUAAGAAGCUGGAUGCCUCCUGAGUUCUUGUACUGUAUAAUCAUGGACAAGUUAACAUUUAUAAAUCAGUAAAAAUGAUUGUUACCUUUAAUGUUCUUUAGAUAUUGUAGAUGAUAAGACCAUCAUGGGAAUUACAAAUCCCCCAUUCAUCACACCUUUUAAAAAAUAGGCAUCCACCAACUGAAAAUCCAGAGGCCCUGGAUCAGAAAUGAUUAAGUCUAGGUGCUGUAGUCUUCCCAUUCCACAUCUUUCUGAUGUGUGCCUUAGUACUGGACACCCAAAAACAAAGCUUUAUUUGGCUGUUGUGGCUUUUCUGGAACCUGAGUUUCAGCUCAGUGUAGCUCAGUGCUGUUUAAUUGAAGGAUCAAUCAAAUAAAACAGAUAAGAUACAGGACAAUUAAUAUGUACCUUUAAAAACUGACUAUUUUCAAUGGCUGGUCACUUAGAACUGGAGGAACUACCCUCUUUUUUUUUUUUUUUAAUCUCUUGUUUCAGUGCUGUUUUCCUCCCUCUGACAACUUCCCAGCCUUCCUCCAAUGAUCUGUCUCAGUUUUUACUGAUCAUCCAUGUUUUUGGUAAACUGGAGAUACCAGGGGAUUUAUAAACUGACUGUAUGUCUAAAGAGAUGUCUAACGGCAUCAAUAUUUUAUUUCUGCGAGCGUGUAGAUACUGAAACAUUUUUCUCCCUAAAGAUUAUCACGAAGGCAUGAUUGUGUCCCAGAAGACUGAUUACUAAAGAAAUGCAUGUGUACUAUGUCCCCUUAGAGUAUUGACUCAAAAAUAACCUAACACUUCAAUACCUAAGGCCUGUUUUUUAAAUUUUUUUUUUGUAAAAAAUUUUGGCUUAUUGGUGACAGUGUGCAUAUAUUCAUGUUGAUAUAUCACUGAAGUGGUUCAGUUUCUAAGCUAUUUGAAGUAAUAGUUAUAUAAUUGGCUAUCAAGUGAAAUAAGUUCUUUGGGAAAAUCAGGGUUUUGGGUUUUUAUUUGUCUAUGAACUAAAAUAUUAACAUGUAAUUCAUUCUCUUUCUACUGUGUAUUUCUACAUCAAUUAAUAUAAAAGCUAUGCCUUAUUAUUUAAAAUCAUAAAUGCUUAAAAUAGGAAGUGACCUUGAAACUCAAUCUAAUUCCCCAAUUUACAGAUUAGAAAAAAAAGAUGUCAUAUGAAAAAAAUUUGAGUACUCUUCACAGUACUCAAAUUUGAGUAAAAUUCACAAACAAAUUUGUGAACUGAAGUUGGAGUAAGAAAGUAGGUGGUAACCACAGGCAAAGAGUUAAAGUCUCUGAGCCUCAGUUAAAUGGGGAUAGUAAUACCUGUAGAACCUCUUUGACAAAGUUGUGAAGAUCACUGACAUUAGAUGCCCAGCUAAAGUUCUGAGUCCAUCUGAGAACAGACAAUGUAAUCAUGUAUGACUACAAAGCUGCAAUCAAAAUGUGGACAUAUUAGAGGAGAUAUAGCAUAAUUCUAUGGGGGUUGCUCAUGCCUCAGAAAAGUAUUACAUAGAGAAGAACAUAAAAACCCACUUCAAAAAAGAGCUUGACAAAAAGUACCACCCCACCUGGCACUUAUUGUGGGGACUACUUUGGCAGUUAUGUGAUGCAUGAGACUAAACACUUCUACUGGGUCAAAUUUCUAUUUUUCUAUUCAAGACAAGAAGCAUUUAUUAAAGACCAGGUACUGUGCUCGGCUCUGAAGAUAAAAAGGAAGGCAAAAAGAAGUGCAAUUAUUUACAAGUGGUAUAUACAGGAUAAAUUAGAGAUAAUCAUAGAGAAGGCAGUAGCAUUAAGGAAGAUAGGGAAAGGCUGCUUGUAGGUGUAUGAGACUUCAAGGAAGGUAAGAGGUGGACACUAGGAAGGAGAGGAUGCUUGGCCUGGAAGACAGCCAAUGAAAAUGCAAAAUUGAGAGAUGAAGUAUGGUCUAUUAACAGCAAGGAGGCCAGUAUUGUAUUUUAGAGUGCUUGCUGGGGAAUCAAGUAUAAAAGACAGGAAAGGUAAAGGACCAGGUAUUGAGAGAGAGCCUUUAAAAGUCAAGUAGCAUUUUCUAUUUGAUUCUGGAAGUAAUGGAAGGUUGCUGAAGUUUAAUUAGAAUGUUACCUUGCUAUAAAGUCUGGUUAGAGCAUCAACCCAUCCAAAUAAUGAGGACUGUAGCAUUAGUACUCUGAAUACUGGAGACAAAUCUUCAGCCUUCCCAUGGGAACACCUCCAACUUUAAUCCUUUGCUGUAUUAUAUAAGAUAUCUUAUGUACUAGUUUGUUGUGGUUACAAACAAUUAAUAGUUUAUAUCUUACCUUUUUAUUCCACACUACAUCUUUUCUUCCCCUUCAAAAAAAAGUAGUUUUAAAAGUAAACCCAUUGGAGAUGUGUUAAACAUUGUGAUGUUAAGAUGGAAAUGAGUAUAAACUUUAAAAAA